AUAUAUAUAUAGAGAGAGAAACAUGUACAUAUAGAGAGAGAGACAGUCAGUCACCCUCUCGCUUCUACUCCCCAUCAAAACAAACAAAACAUUCUCUUCUACGACACUCCUUCGCACUCUCCGUCCCCUCCGGCCACCGCAACCACCAUUUCUUGUCGUCAGAUUCCGGCUGUUCACCAUGUCCCAACCAUGACCCGGACUCGAAUCCCCAUCGCUCAACCCGACGAAGACACCACAAAACCAACCACCAACACCGCAGGUGGCGGCGGAGGAGCUACUACAGCCAUGAGGGUCAUCGUGCCCUUACAAGGAGUGGUUCAGGGCAGAGGAGGCCUCGUUCUGGGCUCAGUCAUACCCUGUGCUCUCUUCUACUUCUGGCAGCUAUACCUCAAACGCAACCGUUCGGACCCACAACCACCGCCGUCGGAGGUGACGGAGUUAUCUUCUGGGUUGUCCAGGUCUCAAUCUCGGUCUGUUCUCUCUCCAAGAGGGUCAAGUGGGCCAGCUUAUAUAUCUUCCAGGGCUAAUUCUAUUGGUAAGCAAGCGGAUAGUCCUUACCAUGUUGGAUUGAAAAGGGUUUCCGAAAAUCCGUAUGAUGAGGCAAGUAAUCCUGAUGGUGUUAUACAGCUUGGAUUGGCUGAGAACAAGUUGUCCUUGGAUUUGGUUCAAGACUGGCUAGCGAAGAAUGCGAAGGAUUCAAUUAUUGGCAGAGAUUUGAGUAUAAGUGGAAUUGCAUCCUAUCAGCCAUUUGAUGGUUUGAUGGAGUUGAAAGUGGCUGUGGCUGGAUUUAUGUCUCAAGUCAUGGAAGGAUCAGUGUCUUUCAGCCCAUCACAAAUUGUAUUAACAGCUGGUGCAACCCCUGCAAUUGAGAUGCUCAGCUUCUGCUUGGCAGAUGUGGGAAAUGCAUUCCUUGUUCCCUCACCGUAUUGCCCCGAUCUUGACAGGGAUGUAAAAUGGCGAACUGGAGUAGAGAUCAUACCUGUUCCUUGCCGCAGUGCAGACAGCUUCAGUUUAAAUAUAACUUCUGUUGAUCGAGCAUUUAACCAGGCAAAGAAACGUGGCCUAAAAGUUCGUGGGAUUAUAAUUUCAAACCCCUCACAUCCUGUAGGCACUCUGCUCAAUCGGGAAACACUUUACAGCCUCUUGGACUUUGCUACAGAGAAGAACAUCCAUAUUAUCUCCAAUGAAAUAUUAGCAGGAUCCACUCACGGAAGUGAAGAGUUUGUCAGCAUGGCAGAAAUCAUUGAGUCGGAGGAUUUCAACCGGAAUAGGGUUCAUAUAGUUUAUGGACUUUCCAAAGACCUAUCCCUUCCUGGUUUUAGGAUAGGGAUUUUAUAUUCCUAUAAUGAGAAUGUGCUUUCUGCUGCUAAAAAAUUGGCUAGAUUCUCGUCCACAUCAGCUCCAACCCAGCGUUUGCUUAUCUCCAUGCUCUCAGAUACAAAUUUCAUUAAGGAAUUUAUCAAAACCAAUAGAGAAAGGCUCAGCAGGAUGUAUAUUAAGUUUGUGGCAGGAUUGAAGGAAUUGGGUAUUAAUUGCACAAAAAGCAGUGGAGGUUUCUACUGUUGGGCUGACAUGAGUGGAUUAAUCCGCUCAUACAGUGAGAAAGGAGAGCUUGAGCUUUGGGAUAAGUUGUUGAACGUAGCUAAGGUUAGCAUAACUCCUGGAUCAUCCUGUCAAUGUAUUGAACCUGGGUGGUUCCGGUGUUGUUUUGCUACGAUAAGUGAAAAGGACAUUCCUGUAGUUAUGCAACGCAUUUUGAAAGUCUCUGAAUUUUGUAAAACUCGCAGUUGACAUGGUACUGAGCCAUUAUAUUUCCAGUUACAGAAUCAUAUCACCCAAAGUCUAAGUUGCCUUGGGUAGAAGAUGCUUUUUUUGAUCACCCACAGUGCACAGACUAACCUGCCUUGGGUAGAAAAUGCUUUUGUGGUGAUUUUUGAGUUGCAGGCACAGUUUAGAAGCAUUCGUUGCGCUUUAGGCCGAAGUAAGAGUGCUGCGAAAACAAUGGACUAAGUUGCCUUGGAAUUGUUAUGUCUUUUGAGGUUUAUAUAAUGCAACUUGUGCGCAUCUAAAAGAUCUGAAAUUGAAAUGAGGUGGUGUUGUUGAGUUACUUGGUAAGAGAAAGUGAUUCAGAAUCGUAGAGCCGUAUAUCAAAUGUCAUGUACCAGUUGUUGUCUCUUACUAGUCACCACAGUUUAUUCUUCAUUCUUCUUUGUCAUCUCUAAAUGCGUAGAUAAUCCUUUCCCAUAUUUUGCAAUUUAUCAACCCUACAUGCCUCAAAUUGUGAAGAUUGUAGAUAGGCUUUUACCAUUGAUGCAAAAGCAUGCAAGUAGUGACAAUAUUUAAUUAAAUUCAUUCCCCAAUCUUUCUGCAGAAUA
Cornus florida is the source of this 2375-nucleotide messenger RNA. RefSeq names its product 1-aminocyclopropane-1-carboxylate synthase 6-like. The transcript has 4 exons. Gene Ontology annotation, molecular function: pyridoxal phosphate binding; aromatic-amino-acid:2-oxoglutarate transaminase activity; L-aspartate:2-oxoglutarate transaminase activity. Bases 190 to 1791 code for a protein of 533 amino acids. The record is from RefSeq and is a predicted model, not a curated record. NCBI's taxonomy places the organism in Eukaryota, Viridiplantae, Streptophyta, Magnoliopsida, Cornales, Cornaceae. Gene Ontology annotation, biological process: biosynthetic process; amino acid metabolic process.